AUAAACACUUGAUUUCUUUGACAGGUAAACACAGAUGAAGCAUUUCUGGAUUGUCUGACCCCUGCUGGGUAGAUCGGUGGUUGCAUGUUGCGCAUGCGCAGAUUCUGUGCACAUACAUCGGCCGGUGCAGAAGGGACAACGUGAUAAGCAUUGGUCUGGUGAGCGGAGUCUGCCCUUAACGUGAAGGAGUCAUGGCCCAAUAUGGGGGACAGAAGAAUCCGCCCUGGGCGACUCAAUUUACUACCACGGCGGUGUCCCAGCCAGGCCACUCAGGACAGUCUCUUGACCUCAACAGCCUGCACUCACUGGGUGUGCAGCAGCCAUCUAUUCUGGGAGCAUCUCCCUCUGUUUACUCUCAGCAGUCGGCCUUGGCUGCAGCCUCUCUCAGCAACCAGUCUGCUGCAAACUAUCAGCUGUCUCAGCAAACUGCUGCCCUGCAGCAGCAAGCUGCGGCAGCUGCCGCAGCCGCACUACAGCAGUCUCAGAUCAAUUCAGCUCUGCAGCAGUAUCAACAACAACAACAGCAGCAGCAGCAGCAGCAACCUCCACAGCAACCCCCUCAACAGCAACUGUACAAUGUACCUCAUCAGCUCCCACAGCCUCAGCAGGCACUGAUUUCUCAGCCCCCCGUCGCUCUGCCUACCAGUUUGAGCCUGUCCAACCCCCAGCAGACGGCCCAGAUUACUGUCUCCUACCCAACCCCGCGCUCUAGCCACCAACAACAGACGCAGCCACAGAAGCAGCGAGUCUUCACUGGAGUUGUCAACAAGCUACACGACACAUUUGGUUUUGUAGAUGAAGAUGUCUUCUUUCAGUUGAGUGCUGUGAAGGGGAAGACCCCACAAGUUGGUGACAGGGUCCUUGUUGAAGCUGUGUACAACCCAAAUAUGCCCUUCAAGUGGAACGCACAGCGCAUCCAGACCUUACCUCAGCUAGCUAACCAGUCGCAUCAGCAGCAUCAGCAGCAUCAGCAGCAGCAUCAGCCGCAUCAGCCGCAUCAGCCGCAUCAGCAGCUUCAGCAGCAUCAGCAGCAUCAGCCGCAUCAGCAGCAUCAGCAGCCUCAGCCUUUACCUCAAGCUUCCCCACAGCUCGGCAGCCUCUACAAUGAGCCCGGGAUGCAGCUGCGCUACUCGGACGUACACUCCGCUCCAGACUGCCGACAAAAUACCCAGCCUCAACCUCCUAACAUGAUGAAAGCAGGCCCCAACAUGCUACAGUCGCUACCUCCCCCAACCACAUACAGUGUUCAGGCUCAGGCUCCCCCUCCUUCCCUCCUGCAGGCCCAGCUCUCUGCCGUCUCUCUGGCCCCCCUCCUUCAAAACCCUCCUCAGCCUCUGCUGCCACAGCCACCGCCCAAAGAUGUGUUCCCUGGCGGUUUGCUUCAACCACCAGUGAGAAUGAUGCCACAGCCACAGCCUGUCCGACGUAUCGAACCUCCACCCCGUUUUCCCAGUCGCAAUGACCGAGGCCCCGAGCUCAUCCUAAGGUCUAAAGAAGAACGCAGCCGAGACAGAGACCGUGACAGACGGCGAUCAAGAGAACGCUCACCUGCACGCAAACGCUCUCGAGAUCGCUCACCAAGGCGUGAUCGCUCACCAAGACGGCCACGUAGGGUCGUACCACGCUACACAGUCCAGUUUUCCAAGUUCAGCUUAAAUGGCUCCAGCUGUGACAUGAUGGAGCUGCGGCGGCGCUAUCAAAGCCUCUACAUUCCCAGCGACUUUUUCGAUGCCGUCUUCACCUGGGUGGAUGCCUUUCCUAUGACACGACCCUUCCAGUUUAAUAACGCCUGUAACUUCCACAUUUUGCACAAAGAGGUGGAUCCUUUUGUCAAGAACACUGCUGUCUUGGAUCCUCCGGACGCCAACCACACCUAUAGUGCUAAGGUGAUGUUGCUUGCGAACCCUAGUAUAGAGGAGCUCUAUCACAAGUCCUGUGCUCUGGCAGAAGACUCCCAAGAAAUGAGAGACGCCUUUCAACACCCUGCUAGACUCAUUAAGUUUUUGGUUGGAAUGAGAGGUAAAGAUGAGGCCAUGGCCAUUGGUGGUCAUUGGUCUCCCUCUCUGGAUGGAGCUGACCCGGAGAAGGAUCCAUCAGUCCUCAUAAAGACAGCCAUACGCUGUUGCAAGGCACUCACAGGCAUAGACCUUAGUCUGUGCACUCAGUGGUAUCGUUUUGCAGAGAUUCGCUAUCAUCGGCCGGAGGAGACACACAAGGGGCGGACAGUCCCUUCUCAUGUGGAGACAGUGGUUUUGUUUCUUCCGGAUGUUUGGCAUUGUCUUCCUACCCGCUCAGAGUGGGAGGUGCUGUCACGGCGACUCCGGGAGCAGCUGGCUGAGAAGUUGUCGGCUGAGCGAAAGGAGGCAGAUGGAGAACAGGAGGAAGAGGAGAAGGAUGACGAUGAAUCAAAGGAUGUUAGUACCCCGACUCACUGGGCGAAACUUGACCCGAAAUCAAUGAAGGUAAAUGACCUGCGAAAAGAGCUUGAUUGUCGCUGUCUAAGCUCUAAGGGGUUAAAAUCGCAGCUGAUUGCUCGGCUCACAAAGCAGCUAAAGGUGGAGGAGCAGGUAGAGGAGUCUAAGGAGCCUGAGAAACCAGAGAGCAAAGUUGCUGAGGAAGAGGAGCCGCCUCGUACUGAGGAAGACCGAGAGGAGGAGGAAAGGAAGAGGCUGGAGGAGCUUGAAAGGCAGAGGAGAGAACGGCGCUACAUCCUCCCCGACGAGCCCACCAUCAUCGUACACCCUAACUGGGCUGCUAAAAAUGGCAAAUUUGACUGUAGUGUCAUGUCUCUGAGUGUGCUACUGGACUACAGGCUGGAAGACAACAAGGAACACUCUUUUGAAGUCUCUCUAUUUGCUGAGCUGUUUAAUGAGAUGCUGCAAAGAGACUUUGGGUACCGCAUAUACAAAACCCUUGCUGCUAUUCCUGCCAAGGAUGAUAAGAAGGAAAAGGACAAGAAAGCCAAAAAAGAGACGGAGAAGAAGGAGGUUGAGAAGAGGGAAAUGAAGAAGGAAAAAGAAGAGGAGAAUGAAGAACCAACAGCCAAGAAGACCAAAGAGGAUGAGGAUGACAAGAGGAAGUGUGAUGAAAAAACUGUGAAAAAAGAGGAGUCUCGUGAUGAAGAGGAGAAUGAAGAUGAUGGCAGCACAGCUAAUGCAGAAGAGUACGACCCCAUGGAGGCCGAGGAUGCAGAGGACGACGAUGAUGAUGACAAGGAUGACGAUGACUCUAAUGACAGAGACAGGAAAGACCGCAAAGACGACCGCAAGUCAUCCAAGGAGAGGUCCUCUAAAGACAAGGAAAAGAAGCAGAUGUUCACACACAAUAAGGAUCUGCUGAUGGCGUUCGUCUACUUUGACCAGAGCCAUUGUGGCUAUUUACUGGAGAGAGACCUGGAGGAGAUCUUGUACACACUGGGACUUCACCUGUCUCGUGCUCAGAUAAAGAAGCUGUUGAACAAACCAGUGAUCAGAGAGUCUUGUUACUACCGCAAAUUGACCGACAGCGGAAAAGAUGAACCCAUUCCAACCUUUAAUGAAGCCCACAUAGAAAACCUCAUAGGAAACCGAGGGUUGCUCCCUGCUCUGAAGGCUCGUGUUCAGGCAGAGGCGAGCGAGUCUGGUAAUCUGAUCGUCUUUAACGGAGCCAUGGUCGACAUUGGCAGCAUGAUGCAGAAACUGGAGAAGAGUGAGAAGUCACGGGAGGAGAUAGAGCAAAAACUCAUGGUGCAGGAUGCCAAAAUGGGUGAAGAUGCAAAGGUUAUAACACAGUUGGAACAAGCAAACAAAGCUUUAUCGCAGGAACUGGAGGAGGUGAAAGGAACUCUGAGCCAAACCGAGCAGACUCUGAAGGGUGUGGACGAGCAGAAGACGUUCUACCACGGUCACAUUUCCAAGACGUGCAACACCUUGAUGUCCACUGUCAAAGGGCUGCUGGUUGUGUUGAAAAAGGAAGGGGAAGCGGACGAGCUUGGUGACGUGGAUCACGUUCGGACGUCUCAAACGAAUGGUGCAGAUGAAUGAGUGACACGCUUAAUAUAAAUGAAGAAAACCUGAGACACUGACUCUCUUAACAAUUGUAAAUAUUCACUUAAAAAUGCCUAGUUUGUUUAUUUGGACCUGUUGUCUCCUGAGUACAGUUAUUUAAUUUGUUAAUUAGUUUCCAUGUGUUAGUUUGACAACUGUGUGUGUGUGCGUGUGUGUACAAUAGGUUUGUUAGUGAGGAGCUUUUCUUACCUUGAGUAAUUUUAACAUUGUCAAAGCUUUGAAAGGACUAUUUUCAUAGUUAAAGUAAAUUAUGUUUAUUUGCUUGUUUUUUUGCCAUUGCUUUUUGCUUUUGUUAUGGCCAAUAAAAAGCCACGUUGUAGACUUAAAAUGCCAGUAUGUGCAGCUUUUUUUGUUUUUGGUUUGUUAUUCUGAUGAGCAAUAAAUGAUGCUAUUUAUGUGCAAGAGAAUUCAUUAAAAAAUAUAUAUUUAAGAGAAGCUCAUUUCUGAAUGGAAACAGUUGGGAAAGGUUUCUAUUUUUGGGUCAGAGGAGGAGGUUUUUAAAAAAUGACAACCGUGUUCAGUAAACACAUGGAGUUUGCAGUUGUACGUGGCUGAUUUAACCGGUUUCUGCUGUUUUUGUGUGUGUGUGUGUGUUUUGAACACAUGGCUAUGCAUGGUUCCCUUUCCUCUUGGACCUUUCUGCUGUCAGCACCACCUGAGUGUAACCAUCGACGGCUGCGCUGCCACUUACAGUGCUUCAUGUUUGACUGUGAUGAGCAUUUUUCUAAAAGGAAAAAAAAGGAGACGACACAAAAAAAAAGCUUGAUGAAUGUGAUUUUCUGCUGAAGGAAUCUUUGCUGCAGAAACAUGGACAUUAUGUGUGCUUUGGGUCAGGUUGUUCUAGAAAAGAGCCACUUAUCGAAAUGUUCUCCAGAGCAGGUGGUUUUAUUUUUCUAUUGAAAAUGUAAACUAUGGAUGUCUUGUGGAACAGUAAAGUGGUCCAUUUUAA
Solea solea (common sole) is the source of this 4995-nucleotide messenger RNA. It is a transcript of the gene ccar1, whose product is annotated as cell division cycle and apoptosis regulator 1. Gene Ontology annotation, biological process: regulation of DNA-templated transcription. NCBI's taxonomy places the organism in Eukaryota, Metazoa, Chordata, Actinopteri, Pleuronectiformes, Soleidae. The record is from RefSeq and is a predicted model, not a curated record. The coding region runs from base 192 to 4022 and encodes 1276 amino acids. The transcript is spliced from 26 exons. Gene Ontology annotation, cellular component: nucleus.